Messenger RNA from Helicoverpa armigera (cotton bollworm), 3614 nucleotides. Its product is annotated as V-type proton ATPase 116 kDa subunit a 1. Gene Ontology annotation, molecular function: ATPase binding; proton-transporting ATPase activity, rotational mechanism. Gene Ontology annotation, biological process: vacuolar acidification; proton transmembrane transport. Lineage: Eukaryota; Metazoa; Arthropoda; Insecta; Lepidoptera; Noctuidae. The record is from RefSeq and is a predicted model, not a curated record. Gene Ontology annotation, cellular component: vacuolar proton-transporting V-type ATPase complex; vacuolar proton-transporting V-type ATPase, V0 domain; plasma membrane.
UAUUGAUUUGUCUCCACACGUAAUUUGGUUUCGUCGCUGCCAAAGUCUGCUCGCAGACUGCGACGGAGCCUUUUUCUGUAGUUGGUUACUAAGUUUUAUUUUGUGUUGUGUUGCAAAAACCGUGAAAGAUGGGGUCGUUGUUUAGGAGUGAAGAAAUGACAUUAUGUCAACUCUUCCUGCAGAGCGAAGCCGCAUAUGCAUGCGUGUCUGAACUCGGGGAGCUGGGACUUGUUCAGUUCCGAGACUUAAACCCAGACGUGAACGCGUUCCAACGCAAGUUCGUCAAUGAGGUCCGCCGUUGUGACGAGAUGGAGCGCAAGCUUCGCUACCUGGAGAAGGAGAUCCGUCGGGAUGGCAUCCCCAUGCUUGAGAUCCCAGGGGAGUGCCCCGAAGCCCCACAGCCCAGGGAGAUGAUCGAUCUUGAGGCUACCUUCGAAAAAUUGGAGAACGAACUCCGCGAGGUAAACCAGAACGCUGAAGCUCUGAAGAGGAAUUUCCUUGAGCUCACAGAACUCAAGCAUAUACUUAGGAAAACACAAGUUUUCUUUGACGAGCACGAGGGUGGUGCCAAUACCACUGAGUCGAUGACGCGCGCCCUCAUAUCCGACGACCCGAACCGACAUAUCGGACACGUCCAGCUAGGUUUGCGGGAUAAACAAGAAUCCCUGGAAUUCCUGCCUUGUUUCGUGGCUGGCGUGAUCCUUCGUGAGCGUAUUCCUGCUUUCGAACGCAUGUUAUGGCGCGCCUGCAGAGGCAAUGUGUUCCUCCGUCAGGCCGAAAUCGACACGCCCCUGGAGGAUCCCUCUUCCUCGGACCAAGUAUACAAGUCGGUGUUCAUCAUCUUCUUCCAAGGAGACCAGCUGAAGACCCGCGUGAAGAAGAUCUGCGAGGGUUUCCGCGCCACCCUGUACCCUUGCCCCGAAGCUCCGGCUGAUAGGCGGGAGAUGGCCAUGGGUGUCAUGACCAGGAUCGAGGAUUUGAACACGGUCCUAGGCCAGACCCAAGACCACCGUCACCGGGUCCUCGUAGCAGCCGCCAAGAACAUCAAGAAUUGGUUCGUGAAAGUGCGCAAGAUCAAGGCUAUAUACCACACGCUGAACCUGUUCAAUCUGGAUGUUACGCAGAAGUGUUUGAUCGCUGAGUGCUGGGUGCCGGCCUUGGAUUUGGAAACUAUACAGCUGGCUUUGAGGAGGGGGACGGAGCGCAGCGGCAGUUCAGUGCCUCCGAUCCUGAACCGCAUGGAGACGCUGGAGGACCCCACCUACAACCGCACCAACAAGUUCACCUCCGCCUUCCAGAACCUUAUCUAUGCUUACGGAGUCGCCACCUAGGAGGUCAAUCCUGCGCCGUACACAAUAAUAACGUUCCCGUUCCUGUUCGCGGUGAUGUUCGGCGACCUCGGGCACGGCGCGAUGGCGGCCUUCGGCUUCUGGAUGUGCUACAAGGAGAAGCCGCUGCAGGCCAAGAAGAUUGACAGCGAGAUCUGGAACAUAUUCUUCGGCGGUCGCUACAUAAUUCUUCUCAUGGGCCUAUUCUCCAUGUACACGGGUCUGAUCUACAACGACAUAUUCUCCAAGAGUCUGAACAUUUUCGGGUCUGCGUGGAGGAACAACUAUAAUGAGUCGACGCUAAUGUCUAACAAGUUGUUACAAUUGAACCCUGACUCUAUGGAUUAUGUGCAGAAACCUUAUCCGUUUGGUAUCGAUCCUGUUUGGCAGUUGGCUGAAGCGAACAAGAUCAUCUUCAUGAACGCGUACAAGAUGAAGAUCUCCAUCAUCAUCGGCGUCUUCCACAUGCUGUUCGGCGUCUGCAUGUCGCUGUGGAAUCAUAUCUACUUCAAGCGUCGCAUCAGCAUCUACGUGGAGUUCAUCCCUCAGAUCCUGUUCCUGGUGCUGCUGUUCUUCUACAUGGUGCUGCUCAUGUUCAUCAAGUGGACCACCUACGGCUCCACACCACCACACUUCGGCAGCGAUGACCCGGAAAUCGUGAAAACCAGCGCGUACUGCGCCCCGUCGAUCCUGAUCACGUUCAUCAACAUGAUGCUGUUCAAGCACGACGCCAACACCCGCCUCUGCGACGACUACAUGUACGCAGGGCAGAUGGCGCUGCAGAAGUUGUUCGUGAUCGUGGCUCUGAUGUGCGUCCCAGUGAUGCUGUUCGGCAAACCCUACUUCAUCAUGAAGGAGCAGAAGCAGAAGGCUCGUCAGGGUCACCAGCCAGUGGAAGGUGCAGCUGAGAACGGCACCGCCGGCGGCGCCGCCCCGCCUGCUCCACACCACGACGAGGACAUCACUGAAGUCUUCAUUCACCAGGGUAUCCACACGAUCGAGUACGUGUUGGGCAGCGUGUCGCACACGGCGUCGUACCUGCGCCUGUGGGCGCUGUCGCUCGCGCAUGCGCAGCUCGCCGAGGUCGCAUGGAACAUGCUGCUCAGGAAAGGCCUGAUGUCGACGGACUUCCAGGGCGGCAUCUUCCUGUACGUGGUGUUCGCGGGCUGGGCGGCCAUCUCCGUGUCCAUCCUCGUGCUCAUGGAGGGGCUCUCCGCCUUCCUGCACACGCUCAGAUUGCACUGGGUGGAGUUCCAGAGCAAGUUCUACGGAGGCGAAGGCUACCUCUUCCAGCCGUUCUCCUUCGAAGUGAUCCUCGACUCGGCCGGACAGACCGAGGAGUAAACACUAGUUAAACACACUUCAAUAUAUACUACUUCAUCACGCCUGUACGUAACCAGCUACUAUGGAAAUUAAAUAUCAUUGUUAUGUAGCUAAAUGUAUUCAAAAAUAAAAUUAUUAAAAGCAUGAAUAAAAAAAGAAAAAAUAUGUAAUUGAAUGUUAAAGUAUGUAUUCAAAGUCUAGAUGGUGACGAAAAAGUAUAUUUGUUAUGUGAAAUAGUAAUAUGUACCCGUAGCCUGUUUGUAGUAAAAUUUAAUGUUUUUUCGAGUUUAGGCAGCUUUUCUGACCUAUAUGGUCGUUAUAUAAAUUGGUAAUACUAUAAAAUUAUGGUUAUAAUGUUCUCAAUGUUAUUUCAAUAUUGUAAGUGUUCUAUAGUAUACUAAAAAGUAUAUAACCAGUGUUUACUUGUAUCGAAACUUAAUUCUAGAUAUCUAAGAAAACUCAUAGAUUUCUCUCAUAAAAGUUAUUUACUACAACACCGAGGGUACAGAUUACAAAUAAAUCAUUUUCUUUUGUAUUUUCCUAGUUAAAAUAUGUUUUUUUAUUUAAUCCAAUUUUUGUAAGUUAUAAAGUGUGAACGGCCACUUCGUGUAACCCAGUAUAUGAUUCAAAAAUGUACUUAAAAUAAUUGUAUGUUUUCCGUAUUUGCGAACUCAAUAAUCUACAGUGUUGAUAGAUUUCAAUUUAAGUUUAUAUUUUUUAAUAAAUUACUUAUCAUUAAAAACUUUUUUUAUUCAAAGUUUAAGUAUAAUAAUUUAUUUGUGAUUAAGCAGUUUCAAAUAUCCGUUUUGUGUAAGUGUAGAUCCGUUUGUGUAUAAUGUAUGUGUCAGACGCUCUCUGUAAUGUAACCGUCAUUCCAGUCUAUUGAAUGUUAUCAACUUAGCACUUCGCCGAGUGUCCUAGCAUAUAGUUUUACGGUGAUGAUUAAAGGUUUUAGUAGCAUUA